CUCAGCAGGAACAUGGCAUAUCUAGAAGUUAUGGAUUGGCAAUGUUUUGGGUCUGGGCACUUGUUCAUAAGACCUCCAGAGAUGCUCCCUGACUGCUGAGUUACUCCAGCACGUUGUGUUUUACCAAAUAAAAUCAACGUCAGCCACAAAGGUCAUGUUAAGAAUUAUUUUAACAAAACUCUUAAAUUAUGAAGUAUUUUAGGCUUAGAACGAUGAAUGGACCCUUGUGGCGAAGGGCCCUUGUGGCGAGCUCCUUGUAUGAGGAAGAACAAGAACUAGUUAGGUGAAGUUCACGCACAAUCUCAAUAAUAAAGAUAUCUAGAAGGGUCCCGAUUCGAAACGUCCCUUGUCCAUUCCUUCCACAGCCGUUGCCUGACCCGCAGUGUUCCUUCAGCACUUCGUGGUUUGCUCAAUGUUAAAUUCCAGUAUCACUUUAUUCAAUGCGGAAGGCAUCGCAGAAAGGAAUAUAACAAAUAUGGGCAUUAAGCUGGGUGUGGUUUCGUGUAAAGUGCGGAAGCUCGUUAUAAACUCGUUGGUUAUUCAGUGGUCCUAACAAAAACCAUGCAUUUUAAAAAGCUUUUGCUAGUUUUCGCUUUAAGUCACUAUUUGGAUGUGCAGGUGACGAGUUUCUCGCUGCAUGAUUGUCAGGUGCACGGUUCUUUGCUUGUCGGCACGAAUCUAAAAGUACUGUGUUACAAGAUGAAGUUGGACAAAGUCCCAGGAUACAUUCCGAAACAUACAGAAAACCUGGACUUAUCUGACAACAGAAUCGCGAGGCUAGAGAAAACCAGCUUCGACCAUUUGACUCAAUUGCAAGUAUUGAACAUUUCAAAGAACAAUGUCAGCGAUAUUGCAGAGGAGACUUUUGCAUCUAUCAAAAAUCUACUGUUUUUGAACCUUGGUUAUAAUAAGCUGACUAUGUUAACCCGGAGCAUGCUGGAUGGCUUGGGAAAGCUCAGCACUCUCUUAUUAAACGACAACCUCAUUGAGUGGGUUGAUGUUGAUGCGUUUGCUGGCUUGGUAAACGUAAGGACGAUCAAUUUAACCUCCAACAAGUUGCAUCGAUUGGCGGAUGUGAAUCAUAUAUUUAACGCUGUUGCUGUGGAAAAGCUGCAGUUACAGAACAAUGGUCUAGUCAGUUUCGCCACGCAGAAUAUUACUCGUGUGCCAGAAACCCUGAAGGACCUGGAUCUGUCAAAAAACCCUUUCGUGGUAUUUAACAUAACUUCACCAGUCCUCGGCAACCUCCUCUCCCUGGAUCUUUCGUCUGCGGGAGGCAAUGAGUCGAUCGUAUUCCACGUUGAAGAUGCAAUGUUUUUUAAAAAAAUGAAAAAGUUAGCUCUCGGGGGGAUUCGCGAGCAACCAUCUAAGAUACUUGCGCUUCUGACAAACAUAACAGGUGCGUCACUUGAAUACAUUGAACUAAAUGACUUACAACUGAAGACCACUGAUCCCCUCCUGCUGAAAAUCUGCAAAUUGUAUCAGAAUUUAACAGCUUUACAUCUGAGAGGAAAUGGCUUCGGUGUUUUAAACGACACCGUGUUUUCCUCGUGCGUUAAUUUACAGGACUUGGAUUUAACAAUGAAUAAAUUAAGCUCGAUUUCACCUUCUUUAUUCAAGGGAUUAAUUUCUUUAAGGAGACUGUCCCUCGCUAGCAACAAAUUUACUUUGGUUCCGAAAGCAAUUUUGGAUGCCAACAAUCUAGAAAAUCUGGAUCUCAGUUUCAAUCAAAUUAACAGUAUUAACCCUCAAGAUUUCAAUACUCUCGUCAAACUGAAACGGUUGUCUCUCGCUGGAAAUAAACUCACUAAAAUUGGCUCACUUUCAUUUUCAGGUCUUUUUCAAUUAAGGGAACUAGAGCUAGGAAACAAUUAUUUGUUCGCAAUAGCCAACUUCUCUUCAGAUCUGAAGAGUCUGAACUUUCUUAAUCUCAGGUGUAACAAACUGAACUCUAUUGAGGUGCACACGUUCAUUUAUUUGCAGAACUUAAAUUACCUUAACUUGAUCGACAAUCAGAUUUCCAGCCUGAAGAACGGAAGUUUUCAAGGGCUGUCGAAUUUAACACAUUUGCUGUUGGGAUCCAACAAACUUACGGCCGAUAUUCUGAGACUCGAUGUGUUUUCAGGACUUGAAUCCUUGGCGGACCUUCAACUAUUUGAUAACCAUCUCUUCUACCCGUCUUCGCAGAGGCUUGACAAACCUCCGUUCACUUCUCUCAGGUCCUUGCAUCAUCUCGCGGUGAACAGCCAGGCUGGGAACGGUCUCCAGAACAUUCCUUCAAAUUUUUUCGAUGGUUUAUAUUCUUUGAAAGAACUCCAUGCAGGAAAUACUGCUCUUCGUUAUAUUAGUCCUAGUGUCUUUCGCUAUGUGCCGAAUAUUUCUUACGUGGACAUAGGCAACAAUCCCUUCCAAUCCAUUAGUCCCAAUCUGCUUCAGCAUUUGCCUGCCCUGAGUGAACUUCAUCUCAACAAAGUUGGCCUUGAAAAUCUAGAUCUUCUGAUGUAUUCAAAACUGAACAAAUUGAAUCUUCUGAGAGCUGCGGGUAACCGAAUUGGCCUGGUAAACAGAACACAUUUAGAAGCUGUACCUUCACUGACGUUUUUGGAUCUUCGGGAUAACCCAUUUCUGUGUGCAUGUGGCAAUUCUUGGUUUCUAAAUUGGUCACUUUUGGACAAUAAGACCCAAGUGAUAUACUUUGAUCACUUCACUUGUGCUUACCCACCUAAUCUCAAGGGGAAGAAAUUAAUUGGUUUUAAUUCCGCUUCUUGUCUUGUACAUUAUGGAUUUGUUCUUUACGUUUCAUCGUUUUCAGUUAUAAUAAUGACAAUAAUGGUAAGUUUUACCUAUCACUUUUGGAGGUGGCACAUUGUGUAUGCCUACUACCUAUUCUUAGCAUUCAUUUCUGACAAAAAGCACAAGGGACGACAGGAUGGAAGAUAUAUGUAUGAUGCCUUUGUUUCAUAUAACACCCAUGAUGAACAAUGGGUAUUAAACCAACUGUUGCCAAAUCUGGAAGGCGAUAAUGAAUGUAAGUUAUGUCUCCACCAUCGCGAUUUCGAACCUGGGAAAGCAAUUAUUGAUAAUAUUGUGGACAGCAUUUAUAUGAGUAGGAAAACAAUUUGUGUAAUAAGUCGCAAAUAUUUAGAGAGUGAAUGGUGUUCGAAAGAAAUUCAGGUGGCGAGCUUUCGGCUUUUUGAUGAGCAGAAAGAUGUACUGAUCUUGGUCUUUUUGGAGGAUAUACAGUCGCAUCAACUCUCCCCUUAUCACAGAAUGAGGAAAAUUGUGAAAAAAACAACAUAUUUGCAGUGGACUCAACAACCCGAAGAGGCUGCUCUGUUUUGGCAUAAACUUCGUGUAGCAUUGAAUGCAAGUAAUAGAGACGAAGCAAAAGGCCAUAUCCUUGCAGGGCUUGAUGCAGAUUCAAUGUCAGUCACCACCGAACAUCUACUUUCUGCAGAUGUUUAAUUCUCCAACUAAAACAACUUGCACUUAGCAUUUCUUUUUAAUUGCAUUUUCUUGGCUAAAGUCGACCAGCCUCCUUUGGUCAAAAUCCUAGAACUCGCAAUUGUAAUUUUACAUUUCAUUGCAUGUAAAAUGGUGAACGAUUGAAUGGCGGAGUAGAUUUGAUGGGCCGAAUGGUCUAAUUCUGCUCCUAUCACAUCACGAUUCUGGGCUGACCUCUCAACUUCCAGCUUUUGAAUAUUAUUCAAAACAAAUUUUGGACAAAAUAUAUUGUCCUUUCUUGAGAUGCCUGAGGUAUUGUGUACUAUUACAGGAUUUUGCUUAAAUGCUUUGCACAUAUUUAGUUAGAUUAAAUUGUAUAUAAAUGGAUGUUUACUCCUGUUCCUCUUUUUUGAAUAAUGUCUUCCAAUAAGAUGAUCCCAAUUCCGAUUCAAGUUUAUCCAGAUCCAAGGUUUAAUUUAACACCAAUGACUUAGAUUCUAAAAUUCAGCAUAGUUUACCCAAUGAAGGCCAUUUAAAUGGUGUAAACAGAGUUAAGUAAUACACAGACCAAUUAAUAUUAUAUCUGACUCUAGCCACUGUGAAUAGAUGUACAUAUGAAAGGAAAAUGGUGAUAGGCAACUUCAUGAACUGCUUUGAAUUAACUACCAUGGUAAUUAUGUUGGUUUUACCGGUUCCUGUGUAAGAAAAAUGAUUGUAUCAUGAAAUGUCAGUACCCUACAAAAAUGCUUAAGUUUAAUGGUGAUCUGUUACACAUUUACAAUGGUCCUCAAAACAAAAAUUAGUCAUGAGCCCCCACUCAACAAAUUGCAUCAAGUUUGAGCAAGCUAUUCUUUGGUUGUCUGAACAGUUACACAUGAACUGAAGGAGGAUGUGCUUUUACGUAUGAGUCAAUGCAAGAUUAGUUAUGGAUUGUUACUCAACCUCAAGAAUUAGGCCAUAGGAAUACAACUCUGGUUGAGAGCAACAAUGAAGGCUUUCUGUCUUUAAAGUAAGGAAAACAUAAAGCUCUAAAUCUCAAUUUACAGCUUCAAAGGCAGAAGGAACUGUGACAUGUGGAACUGUUAGUCUGUAACUUGGUCUUUACCAUCAGCACCCCUCAAACAUUCUCUGUUCUCUAUCAUCUUACAAACAUACAGAAUAUUUAUCUUAAAAAAUAUCCCAAUAAACAUAGAUUAAAAGCUAGUACUUACAGUUUCAGAAAUUGCCAUUCAAAAUUGCAGCCUCAGUUAAAGUAUGGAGAUAAUUGGAACUUCAUUCAUUUUUAAGCCACAUUGAUGCUUCAUAUAAGGCAUUUUGGUGCAAUAUCAAUAUGUGCUGAAAUCAAUAAAUACUAACACCAAUAAUUCUACAGUUUUCACUGGUUUUUUUUAAUUACCAAAAUCAAAUGUUAACACAAAUGUUCAAUCACACUGUCAAUAUACUGAACAAUAGAACCAUCCAAUUUUCCUUCAAUUAUGUUAUUGCAAAAGAGCUUAAGUAUAAAACAGCAUUCCCCAUUAAAAAUACACCAAUGAACUUUCUUGCCUUUUAUGGACUGUUAGUUUACAUGUAAUUAUGUAAUAGAUAUCAGCAUAAGAUCAGUAUCAGCAGAGGGAGAUGUAGAGCUGCCAGUUUCAAAUGAUCUUGACAAUUUCAUAUUGCUUUUUGACUACAAAAAACUCAGUACGUCUGGUUAAUAGAUUUGCAUAAAGCACCGCACACUGCCAUUUUGAACAUUGGUUAAUAUUUAAUGUAAGUAUAUUACUAUAUCUAGACAGAUUGGCUUUGCACGAGCUGCAGCUGGAUUGUGGUUACUGUAAAGUUAAAGAAGUUGGAAUAUAUCUUGCUCCACUUGUCUACAUGUGUUUCAAUUAACUUUGCACUCAAGUUACAUUAUAUCUUUAUAAUCAGUGCAAAACCGAAAUCACAAACUGUGUGGCACAAUUGGGUCAUUAUUCUUGUACAGAUACCCACAUUGAAUAUGUCAGUCAAUGUGGAUAAAGUGAUUUUUUUUUUGUCUUUUGCUUAGUAAGAUUACAUUGUCUUUGAUGUAUUGUCAAUAAAUAAAAAUAUUAAAUGCAAACUGAUAUUUAAAAUUCACGAAUUUUUACAUUUUUAUUAUUAUCUUGCACUUCCAAAACAGCUUAAACAUGGGGACAUGAAAUAAGAGAAACUGUAGCUAUCAGGCCCAUCGCUAGACAAUGGUUGGUAUGUUGAAUAAACUCUAUUUCCGUAUGCUAUCCCCAUACUGCAUUAUACUUAAAAUCUGUCAACCUCAGACCUGAAAAUACUCUUUGUCUACACGUCUGAAGUAAAGAAUUCCUAUGAUAUACAUCACUCAAAUUCAAUUAAAAAAAAUGUCAUCUUGAUCCUAAAUAUCUGAAUGCUUAUCCUGAUGGUUUGGCGUGGUGUGGACUCUCAAGCCAAGGGAAACAUAUUCUUAGCAUCAGCCAUGUUAAACCUUCAAAUAUUACAAGUUUCCAAGAAAACACUAUCUACGUAGCAUAUAACAUAUCAUUCUUCUGAACUCCAACAAACUUAACCCUAAUCUAUUCAAUUUUUUCCUCAUACAAAGUCCUGGCAUUGCAAAACCUUUCCCAUUUCACAACUAGGGCACGUAUAUUUUGCUUUUGGUGAAGGAAGCAAUGUAGUACACAAUACUUCAUGUGUGGUAACAUCAUGGCUUUUUCACAACUGUAGAAGGAAUUUGUUAUCCUUGUACUUCGACACGGUGGCGCAACGGUAGAGUUGCUGCCUUACAGCGCCAGAGAUCCAGGUUCGAUCCUGACUUUGGGUGCUGUCUGUGCGUAGUUUGUACGUUCUCCCCAUGACUGUGUGGUCGUUCACUGGGUGUUCUGAUUUCCUCACUCAUUGCAAAGAUAUACAGGUUUGUAGGUUCAUUUGGCUUUCGGAAAAAAAUUGUGAUUUGUCCCUAGUGUGUAUUGUAUGGGGAUUGCUGGGUGGCGUGGAUUUGAUGGGCUGAAGGGCCUGUAUCUCUAAACUAAAAACUAAACUAUUUUCCUUGAAAUAGAUAUAAAAUUCAAUUUGGUUUCUUAAUUACCUAUUACAAUGACAUGUUAAUAUUCCAUGAUUUGCAC
Messenger RNA from Leucoraja erinaceus (little skate), 6542 nucleotides. RefSeq names its product toll-like receptor 22 (gene tlr22). The transcript has a single exon. The record is from RefSeq and is a predicted model, not a curated record. Gene Ontology annotation, molecular function: protein binding; transmembrane signaling receptor activity. Gene Ontology annotation, biological process: toll-like receptor signaling pathway; immune response; inflammatory response. NCBI's taxonomy places the organism in Eukaryota, Metazoa, Chordata, Chondrichthyes, Rajiformes, Rajidae. The coding region runs from base 562 to 3465 and encodes 967 amino acids. Gene Ontology annotation, cellular component: membrane.